This is a messenger RNA of Anthonomus grandis grandis, 3396 nucleotides long. Its product is annotated as lon protease homolog, mitochondrial. The record is from RefSeq and is a predicted model, not a curated record. Gene Ontology annotation, cellular component: mitochondrial matrix. Gene Ontology annotation, biological process: mitochondrion organization; protein catabolic process; chaperone-mediated protein complex assembly. The transcript is spliced from 14 exons. The coding region runs from base 120 to 3041 and encodes 973 amino acids. Lineage: Eukaryota; Metazoa; Arthropoda; Insecta; Coleoptera; Curculionidae. Gene Ontology annotation, molecular function: ATP-dependent peptidase activity; ATP hydrolysis activity; single-stranded DNA binding.
UUUAGGUUAUCCAAGUUGGUUAUCAAAAAAUUUUCUAGAUUUCCAUCAUAAUUUUUGACUUUGAGUGACUUCGGUCGUAUUGAAAUGAGAUUCUGAUUAUUAAACACCGAAAAUCCACAAUGAGUUUCCUGAAGCUUGCCCGAAACCCUAGAUUAGCGAAUACGACGAAGAACGUCGUGCGUUUGGCCAGCGAUGUCUCUUUAAAAGAAACUUUACCGAAAUCAGGACGGGGCAAAACCCUAGAUGUUCUACCGUUAAAUCGUGCGAAAAGUUCCGUUUUUCAUAGUAGCAGGUCUAGGUUUUUAAACAGGGAAGUGUUUAAUAGUAGGUCACUCACUUCGGUGAGAUAUUUUAGUACAAAAAAUGAUGGGACCGAUGAUAUGCCUCCCGAGGAAGAACCUUACAAUCCCCAAUUACCUGCCACUGUUGCUGUACCAGAGGUUUGGCCUCAUGUACCAGUUAUCGCAAUCAGCCGAAACAUAGUAUUCCCAAGGUUUAUUAAGCUCAUCGAACUUACAAAUCCACAGCUUAUUGAACUGAUCAGGAGAAAAGUUAAACUGAACCAACCCUACUGUGGCAUCUUUUUGAAAAAGAGCGAAGAGAAUGAAUCUGAGGUGGUUAAUAAUAUUGAUGACGUCUACAAAGUCGGAGUUUUCGCACAAAUACAUGAAAUGCAGGAUUUGGGCGACAGACUGCGUCUUGUCGUUAUGGCCCAUAGGAGAAUUAAAAUAACUGGGCAGAUUUUUGAUUCUGUAGCUGAAGAAGCAAAGGAGGCAACGCCGGUCAAAUCAAUGAAAAUUCACUUUCCCGCAUUCGAUACAACCAUUAACGUCCCGAACAUUUCAGAAGACGACGCGAGAGGGCGCAGGAAAAACCGCAUUAACCGAAUCAAGAAGUCUCAGCCGGAAAUUCGCAGUGUGGAUGAUAGCGAAAAAACCGAAACCGAGAAAAUUGCCAAGGAAACUGGCGAGGUACCAAAGGAAAAAUUACCGGGGCCUGAACCCCUUUUGAUGGCCGAGGUGGAGAACGUCGUUCAUAAUAAGUUUAGACAGACUGAAGAGGUUAAGGCAUUAACUCAAGAAGUUAUCAAAACUAUCAGGGAUAUUAUUAGCUUAAAUCCUUUGUACCGGGACAGUCUUCAGCAAAUGAUGCAUCAAGGCCAACGAGUCGUUGAUAAUCCCGUGUAUUUGUCCGAUUUAGGGGCUGCCCUGACUGCAGCUGAAAGCAAAGAGUUACAAGAAGUUUUGGAAGAAAUGGAUAUCCCAAAACGGCUGAUGCUUUCCUUAUCACUGCUCAAAAAAGAAUAUGAAUUAUCAAAGCUGCAGCAAAAAAUUGGAAGAGAAGUGGAAGAAAAAGUGAAGCAACACCACCGAAAAUACAUAUUGCAAGAGCAGCUAAAAGUGAUAAAAAAAGAGCUGGGAUUGGAAAAGGAGGAUAAGGAUGCUGUGGGAGAUAAGUUUAGGGAAAGGAUAAAGGAUAAGGUGCUACCCCAAGCCGUAAGCGCCGUCAUAGAUGAAGAACUGAACAAGUUGAAUUUCUUGGAGAGCCACAGCUCAGAAUUCAAUGUGACAAGGAACUAUUUGGACUGGUUAACUUCGCUGCCUUGGGGCAUCCAAAGCGAAGAAAACUUGAAUUUGCAAAGGGCUUCUGAAAUAUUGGACCAAGAUCACUACGGAAUGGAAGAUAUCAAAAGGAGAAUUUUGGAGUUUAUUGCAGUUAGUCAACUUAAGGGCAGCACUCAAGGGAAAAUAUUGUGUUUCCAUGGGCCGCCCGGUGUGGGAAAGACUAGUAUAGCCAGAUCGAUCGCGAGGGCCCUAAACAGAGAAUACUUCAGGUUUUCAGUGGGAGGUAUGACGGAUGUGGCUGAAAUCAAGGGACAUCGGCGAACUUACGUAGGAGCGAUGCCUGGCAAAGUCAUUCAGUGCCUUAAAAAAACCCGAACCGAAAACCCUCUGGUCUUAAUCGACGAAGUUGAUAAAAUUGGAAAGGGCUACUCAGGUGACCCGAGCUCCGCCUUAUUAGAGUUACUAGAUCCUGAACAAAAUUCCAACUUUUUGGAUCAUUACUUGGACGUACCGGUCGAUUUGUCGAAGGUUUUGUUCAUAUGUACGGCGAAUGUUGUGGAUACUAUACCGGAACCUUUAAGAGACCGAAUGGAAAUGAUUGACAUGUCGGGUUACGUGGCCGAAGAAAAACUGGCCAUAGCCAACCAAUAUCUACUACCGCAAGCUAUGAGGGACAGUGGCCUAAAAGACGAUCAAAUCAAAGUGGAAGACGAAGCCUUAAACAUACUUAUUAGGAACUAUUGUAGGGAAAGUGGGGUUAGGAAUCUACAAAAACAUAUUGAGAAGGUUGUAAGAAAAGUAGCAUAUAAAGUAGUAAAAGACGAAACUCAAUUCAUACAAGUGAGCGGGAAAAACCUUCAAGAAUUCGUCGGGAAACCGAUGUUUACCCAUGACAGGAUGUACCCUACUACCCCACCGGGGGUGGUCAUGGGAUUAGCUUGGACAGCCAUGGGUGGUUCUACUUUGUACGUGGAAACAACAACGAGAAGACAAUCGUCACCAGAUAAGGAGGGAGAAGGUAGUUUAGAGCUAACCGGGCAUCUUGGCGACGUUAUGAAAGAGUCGGCCAAGAUUGCCCUUACCGUCGCGAGAAACUAUCUGAACAAACAUGAACCUGAUAAUAAGUUUUUGUUAAAUAGCCAUCUACAUCUACAUGUACCAGAGGGAGCGACUCCCAAAGACGGUCCAAGCGCAGGUUGUACGAUAGUCACAGCUCUCUUGUCUUUGGCGAAGAAUAAAGCGAUCAGGCAGGACCUGGCGAUGACAGGUGAAAUUUCCCUUAUGGGUAAAGUCUUGCCUGUAGGAGGAAUCAAAGAAAAAACGAUAGCAGCUAAAAGAUCAGGAGUAAAAUGUAUUAUUCUGCCCGACGAGAAUAAAAAAGACUUCAACGAUCUGCCAAAGUUCAUAACGGAGGGACUGGAGGUGCAUUUUGUGAACCACGUAGACGAAGUUUACCACAUAGCAUUUCAGGAGUAAAUAGAUGUUAAAUUUUUUUACUUAAGGGGUAUUAUUUAAUUAAAAAAAAAAACAAAUUAAAUUUUACUGUCCUGGCAUUCGGUUCAAACUGAUUUUAUGAAUGAACGAGCGGCUGAAGUCUAUAUUUUGUACAAGAUUGUUACUAUAGUCAAUUUGUACGGAUUUGACUUGGAUGCAAGGAAAAGCUUGCAACUUGGACAGGGUUGUUGUCAGAUUUAUAGUAAAUAAAAGACUGUCCUAAACUGUUAGAUUAGUCGAAUAAAAAAGGGUUUAUUAUGUUUUUUAUUCCGCGUUUUGUACAUAUUUGUUAUUUUUAAAUAUUCCACAAAAAAUAUACAUAUGGAAUUUUUUUGAA